CUGUAAUCGACCUCAAAACUCACCUCGAUAGUCAUUACAAUGUCAAGUCGCAUGCCUGUGACCUUUGUCCGAAGAUGUUUACUAGUCGUCAUCAGCUGCGUUCUCACCGCAACACUCAUACUGGCGCGAUAAAAUAUGCUUGCUCGUACUGCGACGCUGUGUUCGACGUGUGGCAGAGCAAAAAAAUAUCACGAGAAAAAGCACGUUGUGGAGAUGAACAACAUCUCUUACAACUGUGACCAGUGCAAUGCUACGUUUAAAGUGGAAAGGAAUCUCCAACAUCACAUCAAAUUCAAGCAUCUUCAAAUGCGUAAGCUUCAGUGCUCCCAGUGCGACUUUGCCACAAUCAACAAAACACGACUGGUGAACCACGUGCGCAGCAUUCACAGCAAGGAGCGUCCGUUCCAGUGUCCGUACUGUAGUUUUAACUCAAACAGCAACACCGGCUAUUUCAUUCACUUUAAGCGACACAAAAACAGUGGUGAAGCGAAGGAGUAUCACAUCCGGUGCGGGUACUGCGAAGAAACGUUCUUGAAGGACUCCGUUUUUGAAAAACAUAUUCUUCAGGAUCACCCCGAUCGGGCGAUUAAGGUGUAAGGGGUUGGGAUUUUAUAUAUUUAUUGUUUUGCUGUUGGAAUAAAUGUCAGAAAAUGUCUAAUUCAAGUUGAAA
Molecule: messenger RNA, 670 nt
Organism: Culex quinquefasciatus (southern house mosquito)
Lineage: Eukaryota; Metazoa; Arthropoda; Insecta; Diptera; Culicidae
Product: transcriptional repressor CTCF
Exons: 3
Coding region: 136-597 (153 amino acids)
Biological process (GO): regulation of DNA-templated transcription
Molecular function (GO): RNA polymerase II cis-regulatory region sequence-specific DNA binding; DNA-binding transcription factor activity, RNA polymerase II-specific
Source: RefSeq, a predicted model, not a curated record